CUCCCACACUCUCUAUCUCUUCAGAUUCUGGACAUAACCCACUUCUGUUUGGUCACAUCCAACGGUUCAUGUUUUCUUGAGAUUGAGAACAGAAUUAUACAUGGGCCUGAGAAAGGCCCAGUCUAUUAUUUCGUGGGUCUUAUCUUUCUAUUAGUCUUGAAUUUUAUGUAUCAUUAACCUUGUUAUUAGUCUUUGAUUAUGCAUCAUUAGUUACGUAAUUUAAGUUUAAUUACUUUGAUCUCUAAGUUUUGUACCCACCACAACAGUCACAACGUCAUUAGAUACGUUAGCUUUCCUCAAUUUCUUUGAAGAUUCUCAUAACCUCGUAACAUUUAUUCAUUAUAAAUAGCCAUUUGUUCAUUAUCAUUUCUCAUCAAACAAAAAUAUAAAUCAUCACACAACAAUGGCUAAAGCAGAACAGAGCAGCAGGUGGAAUCUGCAAGGCAUGACCGCUAUUGUCACCGGCGGAACCAAAGGCAUUGGGCAUGCUAUAUCAGAAGAACUCGCAGGCCUUGGGGCAAAAGUACAUACAUGUGCAAGAGACGAAUCUCAGCUUAACCAGUGCUUAAAAGUAUGGGAAACAAAGGGCUUUAACGUCACAGGAUCAGUCUGUGACAUAUCGUCCCGUACAGAUAGAGAGAAACUAAUGCAAACUGUCUCCUCUCUGUUUGAGGGAAAUCUUAACAUCCUCAUAAACAAUGUAGGGACAUGUGUGACAAAGACAACCAUAGAAUCAACAGCAGAGGAUUUCUCAAAUCAAAUCUCAACAAAUUUGGAGUCUGCAUACCAUUUGUGUCAGCUUGCUCAUUCAAAUAUGGAAUUUUUUGUUAAGAGAGUCCAGAAACUGUCAUGAUUAUAAUGUGGAAUUUUGGAAUGAAGGGUUUCAAAGUUCAAAACAAUCACGUAAAAUUCUCUUGGUCCAUCCUCACAACUACUCUUGGUUUAUAUAUGUGACCUUCAUUUUUUUUCACCAAAUAUGUGACCUUCAUUGAAGAA
Messenger RNA from Arabidopsis lyrata subsp. lyrata, 996 nucleotides. RefSeq names its product tropinone reductase. Bases 404 to 853 code for a protein of 149 amino acids. Gene Ontology annotation, molecular function: oxidoreductase activity. NCBI's taxonomy places the organism in Eukaryota, Viridiplantae, Streptophyta, Magnoliopsida, Brassicales, Brassicaceae. The record is from RefSeq and is a predicted model, not a curated record. The transcript is spliced from 3 exons.